Psylliodes chrysocephalus is the source of this 366-nucleotide messenger RNA. Lineage: Eukaryota; Metazoa; Arthropoda; Insecta; Coleoptera; Chrysomelidae. The record is from the annotation of a GenBank genome assembly.
AUGAAUAUUAAUUACUUCAUUAACUGUUUUUUUAGCGGCAGAAGCUUGAGGGUAUUCUUUUGCAUAUUUUUUGGCGUUUUUGUUAAUAACGUAAAUUGCGCAGCUUGGAGAACAAAUUGCACCGAAAAUCAUAACUUGCAUUUGUCGAACAAUUUAACCCACCGUAUAUUCGCUAGCAAAUGGUACGAUAUUAAAAGUAUCAAAUUGAAAAGGAAUAUCGUUUUCGUGAUAAAAAAUGCCCAAGUUCCCGCAAAAAUUACCGCCUUCAAGGUCUUCGCUUUGGAUUAUUCCACCUACAUCAAGGUACUUCGACUGUCUUUUUCAUUCUACACACUUUUGUCGUCGAUGGUUGAAGUGAAAAAUUAA